AUCGCGAAUUUGCCGUUUAAAGCUCCCGUUCAAGCCAUAUUUCAAGGUAUAGGUGUGCGACUUAAUAGCCAAGAUAUCGGAAAAACGAAUCUUGAUCCUGGCAUGCAGAAGACAACACCGGAAUCACCGUCCACCAAUGCACAAAAACGGUCUCAAAUGCAUUUAGUAAAUGCCUUGGAAGGUGAUUUGCAAAAAAGGCGUGCUAUUGAUCCUAAAGAAACUUCCAUUGUACUAUUUCCUGGGCAAGGAACUCAAUAUGUUGGCAUGGCGGAUCAAUUGAUGCGAUUUCCAUCAGCACGAUCCAUUUUUGAACUAGCAAAUGAAGUGUUGGGUUAUGAUCUUCUCAAGAUAUGCCUUCAGGGGCCAAGCAAUAAACUAAAUCGAACGGAACAUGCCCAAUUGGCGGUGAUGGUGUCGUCCCUGGCCGCAUUGGAGCAACUGCGUGAAGAACGACCACGUGCUAUUGACAAUUGUGUUGCGACAGCUGGUUUCAGUUUAGGCGAGAUUACAGCAUUAGUAUUUGCCGGUGCGCUCCCAUUCGAUAAGGCAUUGCGUCUAGUCCAGGUUCGUGCCAAUGCAAUGCAAGCGGCAUGCGAUGCUGUGCCAAGUGGUAUGAUACUAAUACUAUAUGGACCAGAUACUCAAGUUGGUACUGUGUGCGCAAAGGCACAACAAUGGUGUUUGGAGCGUGGUGUGGAAGCGCCAUACUGUGGUGUCGCCAACUACAUGUACCCUCAUUGCAAAGUAAUUGCGGGUAACCAAGAUGCUUUACAAUACAUCGAGGUGAAUGCAAGGGCGUUAAAAAUAAGACGUUUGAAACGACUUCAAGUAAGUGGAGCUUUUCAUACACCCAUUAUGCAAUCAGCUGUAGAACCUUUUGCAAAUGCACUUAAGAAGAUUCAAAUAAAAGACCCGCUAAUACGGGUAUACUCGAACGUAGAUGGUAAGCCAUACAGAAAUGCAGCCCAUAUACUGCGUCAACUACCCAAACAAAUUGUAAGCCCGGUAAGGUGGGAGCAGACCAUGCAUUUAAUGUACGAGCGACGUCAAGGUGUGGAUUUUCCACGCACUUUCGAAUGUGGACCAGGCAAAGGACUGAAACAAGUACUUGAAAAGGUAAAUGCAAAAGCGGCAAACACAGCAUUCAACGUGGAGGCGUAGCAAUAAAUUGAAAUUAGUUUAUAGUACAUAUAUAGCUUUUGAGCUGUAACGAAUGCCAAGAUUGCAGCUCUAGAUAUUUGUUACCAAUAAAGUGUUGGGACAAAUUUGUUUUAA
Rhagoletis zephyria (snowberry fruit fly) is the source of this 1275-nucleotide messenger RNA. RefSeq names its product malonyl-CoA-acyl carrier protein transacylase beg (gene beg). The record is from RefSeq and is a predicted model, not a curated record. Gene Ontology annotation, molecular function: transferase activity. Lineage: Eukaryota; Metazoa; Arthropoda; Insecta; Diptera; Tephritidae.